GUCGUAUAAUGCACACUUCAAACUCUUGCAUCCGGUUCAUAUCCGAGUGCUGGGUGCUGAGCAUUCGAUACAAGGGUACAAGAUCAUUGCCACGGUUGGAGCUGUGAAAGCGUGCCGGUAUCCGUUUGGCGUCAUGAAUUUGCGAAUCAAAAACGCCUUUGCCGAGGUCAUUCUCCAACACAAGGCCAUCUUAUCCGGCUACCAAGAACCAAGACCACAGGUAAGACUUCUAAUAAGACCUUAUAUUCAUGUGGUGUCUAUAUCGUCAAACAAACGUUACAGGUCAAUGUGGAUAUUGGCUCACCAGAUUCUCUUUCCAUCAAUCCGCAUUACUCAAUGCGUCCAUGAAGACCCCUACGUAUUCAACGGAGAAUGGCUAAACGCGAGCAUGAGACGCUCGCUGAAGAUGGGCAAGCAGGCCAUACGGCGCCCAGCCUCCCUUCCGUGGUAGAGAUGCACGACAGAGCAGACGAGGUCUCUAUUGCAUCAGGCCCUGUGUUGCAUGACUCAAUCCCUUUGAUGGAUCUGAGUCGGGGCGUGAUAGGCUGGGAGUCGAAAGAAGAUGUGCUCAAUCCUCGGAACUGGAGAACGAAGGACCGCAGAACCCUGAUGCUUCUGAUGUCAAUCAUCGCCACCAUCAGUCCUAUGGCCUCGUCUCUUUGUGCUCCAGGUAUCGCUGACACCAUGGCCGACCUCCAUGAGCCAUCUCGAGUUUUGGGCUCCCUGAUGAUCACUAUCUUCGUUCUCGGGUAUGCCGUCGGUCCCCUGUUCCUUGCCCCUCUUUCCGAGAUGUAUGGGCGUUAUCCUGUGGUUGUGAUAUCAACAUGGUUUUUCAUCGUCUGGCUACUGGGAUGCAGCUUCGCUCCUAGCAUGUCCAGUUUGAUUGUGAUGCGAUUUCUGGCCGGCGUUGGUGGGUCUGGCAUUAUCACCAUUUCCCCAGCCAUCGUGGGAGACCUAUACCCGGUAGAACGCCGAGCUUUUGGUUCUGCCAUCAUCGUUGGCAGCCAGUCCACAGGGCCCAUUAUUGGUCCUAUUGCUGGAGGAUUCAUCACCCAGUACCUAGGAUGGCGUUGGUCGUAUUGGAUUCUUGUUAUUUGUGCCUCCACCAUCACCGGUCUCACGACCGUGUUCAUGAAAGAGUCCAACGCUGUCGUGCUCCUCGAAAAGAAGGUGAAGAGGCUGCGGAAAGAGCUAGGACGAAACGACCUGUAUUCCCCGCUGCAACCUCAGAUGUCGCCCUUGGAGCUUGUACAGAGAAGUCUCUUGAGGCCACUGAAGCUGCUUGCCAAAUCCCCAAUUGUGCUAUUGAUGAGUGUGUUUGUCGCAACAGCCUAUGCAUUAUUAUACCUCAUGUUUACAACCAUCCCAACCGUCUUCGAGGAGACGUAUGGAUGGUCAGCGCAGCUCGCAGGCUUGGCGUAUCUUGGAUUGGGAAUUGGGACAUUCAUUGCUCUAAUAGUCUUGAUGAAGUUCAACGACGCACAAGUGGUGAAACUCAUGAGACAGAAUAACAUGAUUUUCGAACCUGAAAUGAGACUUUCAACAACAACGUAUUGCGGAUUCUUGAUGACGAUAUCCUUGAUUUGGUACGGCUGGGUAACUGACAAGAGGUCGCACUGGAGCAUUGCGGUUGCUAGUCAUAUUCCAUACGGGUUUGGUAUGCUUGGGGUCUUCCUUCCCUGUCAGACAUACAUGGUGGAUGCGUUCCCACUACAUGCAGCAUCUGCUGUUGCAGCGCCAACUGUCAUGCGGUCAUUAUUUGCAGCCUUUUUUCCACUGGUGGGACCACCAAUGUUCCAGAGUCUGGGCUUAGGCUGGGGAAACACCUUGCUAGGAUUCAUUGCAUUGGCACUGACGCCCAUUCCGUUGGUGUUUUAUCGGUAUGGCGGUAUGAUUAGGAAAAGAUUCCCCGUGCAACUCUGAAUUGGAGGCGAAAUUGGGAUGCCAUAUGGCCUUGCUGCCUUUGAGCCCUUUGCCUCCAGGAUAUGAGGCUACUGGCUCGCUAGAGAGGUACCUCACAUGUACAUGAAGAUGGUCACGUGGUCGAGCUGGCCGUUGUAGAUGUGCCCUCGCUUAUAUAAGCUAAACGCCAAACGGAGAUCUAAGGGUAUCUGGUCCGGCAAUCCGAUGAGGCUGUCAGAAGCAAAGGAGGAACCGGUAUAACCAUAUCAUUGUAUUCAGAGCGCCAGCAAAUGACACCAACAGUGAAAUAUCGGUGUAGAGGGCAAGACGGGUCACCGUGUCGAGGACCAAUCAGAGGAUGUGGGACGGGACGGAAGAGAAGUGAAGAUAUUGCAAGUGACCAACCACAAGACAUCCCAAGGAACCGGACCAUAGGCGUCAGGCUGCAAACGCCUACGAUUGACUUUUGGGCGGGACAAUACCCGCAUGUGGGAGAUUGACCAGGCGUGCCUGGCCAGAGUGAGAGACAAGGAGAUACAAGUUUCGGGUGCCGAUGUUCUUAGGUCAAGAUGAGGUAUCAUGGUGAGAUGUGCCGUUUACAACAAAAGCAGCCAACCACGCCAC
Exophiala mesophila is the source of this 2526-nucleotide messenger RNA. RefSeq lists its product as uncharacterized. Gene Ontology annotation, molecular function: transmembrane transporter activity. The transcript has 10 exons. Gene Ontology annotation, biological process: transmembrane transport. Bases 373 to 1923 code for a protein of 516 amino acids. The record is from RefSeq and is a predicted model, not a curated record. NCBI's taxonomy places the organism in Eukaryota, Fungi, Ascomycota, Eurotiomycetes, Chaetothyriales, Herpotrichiellaceae.